Anisakis simplex (herring worm) is the source of this 243-nucleotide messenger RNA. The record is from the annotation of a GenBank genome assembly. Lineage: Eukaryota; Metazoa; Nematoda; Chromadorea; Rhabditida; Anisakidae.
AUGAACUUCGAUGAAGCAGUUGAAAAAUGGAAAUCACUGGAAGAUAAGUUUGACGAGAGUGAAAAAAUCGAACUUUACGCGCUGCAUCAGCAAGCAACCGAGGGUGAUGCAGGCGACGAAUGUGAUUCUGGUGAUGAGAUGAAAUUCUUAGCAUGGAAGUCAAAAACUGGAAUGAGUAAAGAGGACGCUCAUGCUGGCUUCAUCAAAGCGGUUGAAGAAGCGGCCACCAAGCAUGCUGAAUAA